Candidozyma pseudohaemuli is the source of this 2361-nucleotide messenger RNA. RefSeq names its product Utp13p (gene UTP13). Lineage: Eukaryota; Fungi; Ascomycota; Pichiomycetes; Serinales; Metschnikowiaceae. Gene Ontology annotation, biological process: endonucleolytic cleavage in 5'-ETS of tricistronic rRNA transcript (SSU-rRNA, 5.8S rRNA, LSU-rRNA); endonucleolytic cleavage to generate mature 5'-end of SSU-rRNA from (SSU-rRNA, 5.8S rRNA, LSU-rRNA). Gene Ontology annotation, molecular function: protein binding; U3 snoRNA binding. Gene Ontology annotation, cellular component: small-subunit processome; 90S preribosome; nucleolus. The record is from RefSeq and is a predicted model, not a curated record. The transcript has a single exon. The coding region runs from base 1 to 2361 and encodes 786 amino acids.
AUGGCCGAACCCAUCAAAAGAGCAUACGGGGUCAAAGAUAUAGAGCCGUUUUACGUCGGGGCCACGGCAGCGGCUUUUUCCCUGGACGGAUCCAUCGUCGCCACGCCGCUUAAUGAGGAUGUCGUGGUGACCGACUUGAACAGAAAUAUCACACUCCACACGCUAGAAGGCGACGGAGAACUUGUCACAGCCCUCGCAAUCACACCUGACGGCGCCCAUCUCGCCGUCAUUUCCCAAUCCCAGCAGCUUCGAGUGUACAAUGUCGAAAGCGGAGAAAUCACGAAACAGACGAAGCUCUCUGCUCCAGUAUACAUCGCUACUGCCGACGAGACCUCGUCACUUUUUGCAUUUGGCUCCACGGAUGGAGUUGUCACAGUGUGGGACGUCGAUGGCGGGUACGUGACCCACUCGCUCAAAGGUCACGGCACCAUCAUCUGUUCCUUGUGCUUCUACGGUGAGCUUCACUCGUCCAAGUGGAUGUUAGCGCUGGGAGACACCAUGGGCACAUCGAAAGUGUGGGACUUGGUUAAAAGAAAGUGCAUUUCGACUCACCAGGAGCACUCGGGCGCCGUGAGAGGCCUUGCGUUCUCGCCAGACGGAUCGCAGUUCAUCACCGGUGGAAGAGACGCCGUGGUGGUUUUCUACAACACAGACAACUUGCGUAAGGUUGUGAAUACCGUGACCGUGAGGCAUCAGGUCGAAUGCUGCGGUUUCACUCAGCUUCCGCUGGGAGAAGAUGUUUUCUACACUGCAGGCUCAGAGAACCAGGUGAAGCUCUGGGACAUUGCCUCGGGUAAGCCGCUUGGAGGGUCGCCCAAACCGUUGGAAACAUCCGAGGAGCUCAUGGCGAUCGAAGUCGUCCACACAAACGAAAACUCCCGUCUUUGGAUGGUGGUUUCUGACCAGACAAUGGUGGAGAUGUCCCUCGAGGACAUGUACGUUGAAAACGGUGCUGCUGUGAUUCCCAUCACGAGGCGAGUUGCUGGUAACCACGGAAUCAUUGCUGAUCUUCGCUACGCCGGCCCCAACAUGGAACUCGUUGCCAUGGCCACCAAUGCACCAGCCUUGCGUGUGGUGGACCUCAGUGCUCCUCUUGACGUACACCUUCUCGAAGGCCACACGGACCUUCUUAAUUGCAUAGACGUUUCCGAGGACGGAAAAUGGAUUCUCACGGGAAGCAAGGACAACCUGGCCAGGCUCUGGGCGUGGAGCGACGAGGAGGAGUCUUUUUCUUCAUAUGCUGUUUUCACCGGUCACGCUGGAGCCGUCACCGGCUGUGCUCUUCCGAAGAGCAUCAACAAAAUUCCCGCUUUCAUCAUCACAGCUUCUGCUGAUUUGACCGUCAAAAAAUGGCGUGUACCAAAAGAGGCAGGCGCCACGAUGAAAACCAGUGAAUACACCAGAAGAGCUCACGACAAGGAUAUCAACUGCGUUGCUGUCGCACCCAACGACGAGCUUUUUGCUACUGCUUCUUUCGACAAACUCGGCAAGGUCUGGGACUUGGAAUCCGGCGAAACUGUCGGUGUUCUCAAAGGUCACAAGCGUGGACUUUGGGAUAUCAGUUUCUGCCAGUACGACAAACUUAUCACCACAGCUUCUGGAGACAAGACAGCUAGAGUCUGGUCGUUGGCCGACUACACGUGCACAAAGACGCUUGAAGGCCAUACUAACGCCGUGCAACGAAGCCGUUUUAUCAACAAGAGCAAGCAAAUCGUCACCACUGGAGCAGACGGUUUGGUGAAGUUGUGGGACGUCAAGGAGUCUGAGUGUGUCGCCACUUUGGACAACCACAGCAACCGUAUCUGGGCUGCUGAUGUCAAAGAAGAUGGUCUACAGAUUGUCACUGCCGAUGCUGAUGGCCACAUGAGUCUCUGGAGAGACCGUACAGACGAGCUUCUUCUAGAACAAGAGCAGCAGCAAAAAGAGAAGGUCGAACAGGAGCAGCAGUUGAGCAACUACAUCAACCGCAGCGACUGGAGCAACGCCUUUUUGCUUGCACUCACGUUGGAGCAUCUGAUGAGGUUGUACAAUGUGGUGAAGGCUGCUAUUGGAGCCAACCAGGAUCCCGAGCUGGCCGUGGGACUGAAGGAGCUUGAGGAGACAAUGAGGACGUUGCAAGGGGAUCAGAUGGAGGCGCUUCUCAAAAGAGUCAGGGACUGGAAUAUCAACUUCAAGCAGUUUGAGAUAGCACAGAAGGUGUUGUCAGUUAUUGUUGCUCAGCUUGACAUGGACAACGGCGCCAUUCGAAAGAUUGUGGAGCAGGUUAUUCCGUACAACGAAAGGCACUACCAGAGACUCGACGAGUUGGUUGAGCAGACGUAUGUGCUUGACUAUGUUGUGCAAGAGAUGGAGAAGGUUUAG